ACUCAAUAUUCAACCUUUUCUUCGGCAUCCGUGAAGUUGACAUUAAGUCGUUUCACAACCGUAAAGCCUACCGACAGUCAACAUGACGAACUCCAAGGGUUAUCGUCGAGGAACUCGGGAUAUGUUCUCCCGGGGAUUCCGCAAGCAUGGCACCAUCCCGCUGUCCACCUACAUGAAGGUCUACAAGUCCGGAGAUUACGUUGAUAUCAAGGGACACGGAGCUGUACAUAAGGGCAUGCCCUACAAGGCGUAUCAUGGUAAAACUGGACGCGUCUACAAUGUCACGAAGCACGCGUUAGGCGUCAUCGUAAACAAGCGCGUUCGUGGAAAGAUUCUACCUAAGCGCAUCAACGUACGCGUCGAGCAUGUGAAUCCUUCCCGCUGCCGUGAGGAUUUCCUGAAACGUGUGAAGGAAAACGACGAGAAACGCCGGGCGAUCAAGGCUCGCAACAUGCCGAAGUUUAAGGUGUCGCUAAAGCGUAAGCCGAAACAGCCGCGCCAGGCUCAGGUCAUCAAGAACCCACCGGAGCCCAUCUUCCUGGCCCCGAUUCCGUAUGAAUUUGUGGCUUAAGCUAGUUAUUGUCUGCUUGUGGGAUGAUAAAUAUUGUGUUAUCACGGCUUUGGUGUAGUUCUAGAAAAGAAACAAAAGCUAAGGUUAUUUUUUAUGAAGUACAUCGAUAAUACAACUCGUGAUACUCAAA
This is a messenger RNA of Anopheles nili, 701 nucleotides long. RefSeq names its product 60S ribosomal protein L21 (gene RpL21). Gene Ontology annotation, molecular function: structural constituent of ribosome. The transcript has 3 exons. Gene Ontology annotation, biological process: translation. NCBI's taxonomy places the organism in Eukaryota, Metazoa, Arthropoda, Insecta, Diptera, Culicidae. The record is from RefSeq and is a predicted model, not a curated record. Gene Ontology annotation, cellular component: ribosome; cytosolic large ribosomal subunit. The coding region runs from base 83 to 571 and encodes 162 amino acids.